AUGAGGAGGGAUGUGUUGGAUAUUAAUGAUGUGAUGGAAAAGAAAGUGAGAACAGAUGAUGGGUAUAGUGUAUUACUAGGUGGAAAUUACAAAGAGGGAUUCAGACUGAAAGGAUCAGAUGUUGACAUGAUGUUCUGGCCAAAUAAUCACCGUGUGAUCUGGGAAUUAUCUCAGUCUCAGUAUUACAACACACACAGACAAACACUGAUCCUCUGUGACUGUUCUGAUAGUCCACCAGGGUACACUUUGUUGUAUUUACUGUCACCAAGUACCAACAUAGUUGCCCAAAUAGUUUGUGUCAGAAUUUAUAACAGGCAUUAUAUAUCUAGUUCUAAAUACCGACAGAUUAUGUGUUCUGCAUCACCUCGUCAUACUGUUCCACAUGGACCAUGUUCCAGUGGAACAUUUAGAAAACUCGAUUAUGAUAAUGCUCACAGUUUUGUUAGUGACUUAUGGCUUCCAUCUGCCUCCUCAUGGAUAGAUAGAUGUCAAUCACAGCCUCAUGUUGUGAAUGAUAUAGUGAGAAAUCGAUGUCACUUUGUAGCAGUUGGACAUAAGCUAGGUAGACAUGAAAACCACGAAUGGAGAAUUUCCUUCUCUCUGGCAGAACAAAAACUAGUGUAUUCAAUGAACCACUGUCAAUUUUUAACCUACGGCUUACUUUAA
Saccostrea cuccullata (small rock oyster) is the source of this 666-nucleotide messenger RNA. RefSeq lists its product as uncharacterized. The transcript has a single exon. Lineage: Eukaryota; Metazoa; Mollusca; Bivalvia; Ostreida; Ostreidae. The record is from RefSeq and is a predicted model, not a curated record. The coding region runs from base 1 to 666 and encodes 221 amino acids.